Molecule: messenger RNA, 573 nt
Organism: Gaeumannomyces tritici R3-111a-1
Lineage: Eukaryota; Fungi; Ascomycota; Sordariomycetes; Magnaporthales; Magnaporthaceae
Exons: 2
Coding region: 1-573 (190 amino acids)
Source: RefSeq, a predicted model, not a curated record
AUGGAUCCCAUCUCAGCUCUCGGGGCCGCCAGUGCCGUGAUUGGGAUUGUGGGUUUCGCGAUCCAGCUCUGCGAGGUGCUCCACAAAGUCAGCGGCGAGAUCAAGGGCGCCCACGACAGCCUGGUAGCUGCUGUGGCAAUCAUCGAGUCCACGGCUGAGUCCCUGAGGCUUAUACAUCAGUACCUGGAUGUGGAGAGCCAGAACCAGCAGUCGGGCCAACAAGGUGGGCUGUUCUCGAAAGACGCGCUCAUCUUUGUCAAAAACAACGCCGACAGGUGCUUGCUCGUCUUCUGGAGGAUCGAGGCUACCGUGCUGGACAAGUCCGACAAAAACCUGGAAGGGAUAUUGCGCGUCAGGCUUGCAGAGUUCGAUUCCAAAGCCAGAGCCCACCCGGGUGACCUCAAGCUCAGUCCGGAGCCUGUGCCUCAAUCGCUCUCCUUUCUGGGGCGUCUUCGCUGGCCUCUGGUAGCACCCAAAUUGGACGAGUUCCGGAGCCAGCUUCAAUUCCACCAGCAGUGUCUGUCGCUAGUCUUCAUGGUCAUUUCUCUCGGCGAAGGCCAACCCGACGUCUAA